Molecule: messenger RNA, 1348 nt
Organism: Paramecium sonneborni
Lineage: Eukaryota; Ciliophora; Oligohymenophorea; Peniculida; Parameciidae
Source: the annotation of a GenBank genome assembly
AUGCCAUAUUUGUAUUCCAAAUAGGAAGGUUCUGUUUGGGACUAAUCAAGAUAAAAUUAGAAUGAAAGGUAGAGUAAAGUUAGAUUAUUAUUUAAGAAAGUCUCUCUAUCAUAAAGAAUCACUUCCUCCCUUUAUAAUAAAUAUGCUGAAUCUCAAAACUAUUAUUAUACCAAAGUAGUUAAUGAUUUGAUUCUCAACUAACCUACUAAAGCAACAAUUUGGUUUAAAGUAUAUUAUUAUCAAUUUUGAAAAGGAUUUAUAAUAAUAUGAUGAAGAAAUGGAACACUGUAAAAAACUCUACACUUUAUCGUCAUAUCCAAAAAAAAUCAAGAUUUUAAUUGAAUUUUAUAGAGUAUUAAUAAUUCAUUACAUUUGCAGUUCCAUAAAGAGAUUCCUAGAUGGGCCGUUAAUGAAUAAAUUGUCACCAUCUUAAAUGAAUUUUACAAUCAAAGAAGAAAACUAGAUUAUUAUAAAAUACAACACAUUAUUGAAUAGGAAAAUCAAUAAAAUCCCAAUAGAACUCCAAAAGGGAUUGUUGGAGAAUAACCUCAAGAAUCUUAAAGCACUCCUAAAUCAUCUUAGGAAUCAGGUAUUGUAAUUGGAAAUGUUUUGGAUGAAUUAAUUAAUACCGAGUUAAAAUAAAGAACAUAAACUUAAGAAAGUGAAAUUAAUGAAAUUAUUUCAACUUUAAAUGCUAAUCCUUCAAAAAAACCAACAAAUUUAUAAUAAAUUAUCAAAAAUCAAUAGUGUAUUCUAAAUGAAUAAAGGUUACAAUAAUUCAUAACCUAAGAAAAACUUAAAAAAAUUAAUUUACUUAUAAAUUAAUAAAAAGCUACUAAUUAGUCAUAAAGACAAACUAAAGUUUAAAUAUUGUUCUAAGAUAAAUGUGAUUCUUUUAGAAAAUCAAAUUUAAACUAAAAUUGCUUAACAUAAAAAAAUAGAGAUAAUCCAUCUACUCAUGCUCAGAUAUUAAGUUUAUGUAAAAUUGAGUAUAAUUUUCUAGUACAAUAAAGAGUAAAAGUAAAGUUUGAAUUAAAAAAUUAAAUAAAAACAAAAGCAAUCACUGGUAAUACAUCUUUAAGGAGCCUUUAAAAAAAUAUUGAAUCUCCUAAAGCGACAAGAAAUAUCUAGUAUCAAAAACAAAGAUUUAAUUAAAAGAAAUAAUUAAAAGCAAAAACAUUUCAUGUAAAUCAAUCAAAUAAGUAAAAUAUCUAAAAAGAUAAUUAGAAAUUUAAUUGUUAGUUUAUUAGCAAACAAGAAUACAACUGUACAUGUAGAUGCAAAUUAAAAAAAUCUCCUUUUGGCUAAAUUGAAUACCUUAAACACACCAAGAUAGAUUUUAAAUUGA